This is a messenger RNA of Acaromyces ingoldii, 1080 nucleotides long. Its product is annotated as Mak16 protein. Gene Ontology annotation, biological process: maturation of 5.8S rRNA; maturation of LSU-rRNA. The transcript has 3 exons. The record is from RefSeq and is a predicted model, not a curated record. The coding region runs from base 1 to 1080 and encodes 359 amino acids. Lineage: Eukaryota; Fungi; Basidiomycota; Exobasidiomycetes; Exobasidiales; Cryptobasidiaceae. Gene Ontology annotation, cellular component: preribosome, large subunit precursor; nucleolus.
AUGCAGUCCGACGACGUCGUCUGGUCCAUUGUUGGGCAUCAGUUUUGUUCGUAUCGGUUGGCACCUCAGGGCACGAAGACCCACUCAAACUUCUGCAGGAAUGAGUACAAUCUCACUGGGCUGUGCAACCGGCAAUCGUGUCCGCUGGCCAACAGUCGCUACGCGACGGUGCGUGAACGUGACGGUAUCGUCUACCUUUAUGUCAAGACCGCAGAGCGAAGCCACAGCCCGGCAAGGAUGUGGGAGAGAAUACGGCUGGACAAAAAUUACGAGAGAGCGCUGGCGCAGAUCGAUAAGGAACUGCCCUACUGGGGUAAAUUUGUCGUACACAAGGCCAAGCAGCGCCUGACGAAGAUCACACAAUAUCUCAUCAAGCUGAGAAAGAUUCGGUUAAAGGAGGAAGAGCAGCCGAAGCUGGUGGGCAUCAAAAAGAAGACAGAGAGGAGGGAAGCAACGCGCGAGUCCAAGGCGCUCAAGGCGGCCCGACUGGAAAAGUCAAUUGAAAAGGAGCUGCUCGAGAGGCUGAAGAGCGGUGCAUACGGCGAUGCACCCCUCAAUGUCAAUGAAGAUGUGUGGAGACGAGUCGUUGAUGGCAGACGCGAGAGGGAGCGUGAGGAAGAGGCAGAAGGCCUUGCCCUGGAGGCCGAGGAGAGCGAGGGAGAGGAGAGCGACGAGGAGCUUGAGCUCAUUGAUGCGGAUGAGGACGAUGAAGAUACGCAGGACUUGGAAGCCGGGCACCGCGAAUUCGUUUCGGACGACGAGGAGAGCGAUGACGAAGAGGACGACCAAGAUCUCGAGGACAUGUACGAUUCUGACGGGAAUCCACUCAUCUUUUCCGACGAGGACGGCGAAUCAUCAGCAGGCGAUGAUAAUGAUGAAGGCGAAGACGCAGAAGCUGCUGCCAGGACAGGAAAGAAGCGUAAGGGCGUCCCGUCGCAACAUGAUACCAAGCGACCCUCGAAGAAGCUUGCAGACGCCCGCAAGAAGGGCGCAAAAGGCGGCAAGAAGGGCCCUCAAAUGGAGAUCGAGUACGAGCAAGAGACCGAGCCGCUGUCGCGAGAACAACUCUCUUCCUGGUGA